GGGGCGAAGGGGCGCUAGAGCCUGGGCGGGCGGGCCGGCUAAGGGCCGGGGGUCAAGGCCCGGGAGCGGGUGACGGGCGUGCCUGGGGCUCGCCCCCGCGCGGUCGUCGGAGCGGGCUGCGCUCCCGCGCCCGCGCAGUCCGGGGGGGAUGCGACCCGGGGCCCCGGGGCGGGGCGGGCGGCGGCGGCGGCUGCAUCGCGAGCGGCGCAGGGGGCGGGUGGCGGCGGCGGCGGUGGCAGCGGCAUGAGGCGCGGGGCCGGUGUCCGCGGGAGGGAGGCGCUGCCGGCGGCCCGGUCGCUCCCGCUGCAACUGCUCGCCGGCUCGCUGUGCCCUGCCAGCUGGGCCUCGGCCGCUCUCGUCUCGGCCGCCUCCCGGGCUGCCGCUGGUGACCACUCGCCGCGCCGCCGGAGGCUUCACCCGCGCCCUCCCCCAGGACGCGCCCGCGGAGCUCGGGCCCCUUCGCCCCGGACGCGGAGGCCGCGCUGCGCGGGGCGGCGGCGAGGCCGGAAGAUGGCCUGGGUACUCAAGAUGGACGAGGUGAUCGAGUCUGGGCUGGUGCACGACUUCGACGCCAGCCUCUCGGGCAUCGGGCAGGAGCUGGGCGCCGGCGCCUACAGCAUGAGUGAUGUGUUGGCAUUGCAUUUCAAGCAGGAAGAUCCCAGCCUUCCAUUGGAUGGUGAAACGAAACACCCACCCUUUCAAUAUGUGAUGUGUGCUGCCACAUCACCAGCAGUAAAACUGCAUGAUGAAACACUCACUUACUUGAACCAAGGUCAGUCUUACGAAAUUCGGAUGUUGGAUAAUCGGAAAAUGGGAGAUAUGCCUGAGAUCAGUGGAAAAUUGGUAAAGCAUCAUAGGGUUGUAUUCCAUGACAGACGGCUACAAUAUACAGAGCAUCAGCAACUUGAAGGUUGGAAAUGGAAUCGCCCAGGAGACAGACUUCUCGAUUUAGAUAUUCCAAUGUCUGUGGGAAUAAUCGACACGAGGACAAAUCCAAGUCAGUUAAACGCAGUUGAAUUUCUGUGGGACCCUGCAAAACGCACAUCUGCUUUUAUUCAGGUACACUGCAUCAGCACAGAAUUUACUCCACGGAAACAUGGUGGUGAAAAGGGAGUACCUUUCAGGAUCCAGGUUGACACCUUUAAGCAAAAUGAAAAUGGAGAAUACACAGAUCAUCUUCACUCGGCUAGUUGCCAAAUUAAAGUUUUUAAGCCUAAAGGUGCGGACAGAAAACAAAAAACUGACCGAGAAAAGAUGGAAAAGAGAACAGCUCAUGAAAAAGAAAAGUAUCAGCCAUCCUAUGAUACCACAAUCCUCACAGAGAUGAGGCUUGAGCCUAUAAUUGAAGAUGCAGGACAUGAGCAGAAAAAGUCCAGCAAGCGGACUUUGCCAGCAGACUACGGUGAUUCUCUGGCAAAGCGAGGCAGUUGUUCUCCGUGGCCUGAUACCCCCACAACCUAUGCGAAUAACAGCCCUUCACCGCCCACUUUCACCUCUUCCCAGCAGAGCACUUGCAGUGUCCCAGACAGCAAUUCUUCUUCCCCAAAUCAUCAGGGAGAUGGAGUUUUACAGGCAUCUGGUGAGUAACAAAUUCAACCUUCAGCUACAACCCAGGAAACACAGCAGUGGCUGCAAAACAGAUUCUCUUCCUAUACAAGACUGUUUUCCUAUUUUUCAGGUGCCGACUUAUUAAAACUGACAAAGGAAGUAGUUCAAAUUUGUGGUGCAGCCGAUGGAAUUCGGCUCUAUAAUUCACUGAAGUCAAGGUCGGUUAGGCCUCGCUUAACCAUCUAUGUCUGCCAGGAGCAGCCGAGUAGUGCCGCGCUGCAAGCACAGCAGCAAGCUGCAGGCAGUGGAGGCGAGAAUGGCAGUGGGACGCCUUACGUUUACCAUGCAAUCUACUUGGAAGAAAUGGUUGCCUCAGAAGUUGCUCGAAAACUUGCGUUGGUGUUUAAUAUUCCUCUCCAUCAAAUUAACCAGGUUUACAGACAGGGUCCCACUGGCAUCCACAUUCUUGUUAGUGAUCAGAUGGUUCAGAACUUUCAAGAUGAGAGUUGUUUUUUAUUCUCUACAGUAAAAGCUGAAAAUAAUGAUGGUAUCCACAUAAUUUUGAAGUGAUGUCUUAUGUAGACUGAACUAUAUCCAGUACCAAAUAAAGUCACGCUAAAAGUGUGUGAAGACUGAAUCCAAGAAGUCUUGGGAUUGGAUUUUACCAUAUGAAAUGUUUCAUAUUGAAAACACAGAUGACCUUUCUAAUGAGCUGUAUGAGAGGCAAAUCUCACUGUCACUGCCAUAGCCAAGCAUCCUCGUGAGAGCGAGCACGUCGGGACAGUGUGCAUCCCGCUCUGGAGGCCAUGGGGCAGGCAUGGCUACCUGCUCUGGCAGAGGCCAGUAGAUACAGUUCCCAGAAGCAGCCUUUGCUGGCUUUUUACACUGUAUGUGGUUUGGAAAUGAAUGUAAAACUUAACCAUGGGCAUUUACCUUUCUGUGCCAGUUUGGUUUUUAUUGCCUGAACCUUAUGCUGACCUGGGGAGGAGAUGGGGGGGGGACAGUGCUAUUGUGGAGCCAGAAAGGAAUCCAUCAGCAGAGAGAUGGACUGUGCUGAUGUGGUGGUGGUGGUCAGGUAAGAGGCUCGGCACCUCGGGAGAAAUCAUGUCUAAGGGUUUAGGUCUGAAAUGAUCAUGCCAGACUGGAGAGGAUCCAAGCCAGGAAGAUGGGCGUGAAGCAAACUGCAUUAUCAGGAGUACCUUGUUGAGAGGAUCAGUGUAAAUCCUAAUAGGUACAAAGACUUGUGUUUUUGCUUUGUCACAGAUUUAUUGAAAAACUUUUUUGCCUCUGCUUCCAAUUUUAGCAUUUUAGUUUCUGGUUUUCAUUUUUUGAAGCUUCCUUGCCUUUUAAACCUCGUUUUCUUUCUCAUUUCCUUCUUUCUCCACCCCAUGCCCUCCUGUCCUUAAGCAUUUUUAAAGACCUACCCCAGACAUUGGAAAUAGUUGAUGUAGGUAGGGGGCACAAAGUUUUAUUGUUGGUAGCUUCUGACUUGGUGUUAAGGGAUCUUUGUUAUGAACAAGAUGAAAUCAUUCAUGGAAACACUAGAUAUCAUAAAUCUAACACUAAAAUGUACCAAAAAAAAAAUCCCUUUGUCUCUUCUCAGAUGUACAAUCAUGAAUAAACAUUCUGGUGAUUGAGAGGUUUUUAAUAACCACACAGUGACUUUUUCUUAAAGUGUGCAUCUUUCAUAAAGAGUUUGCUAGCAUACUCCCCCCCCCAAAGGGAAUCCUCUGUUUUCUUCUUUUGCUUCUCCCUUUACUCAGAGCCUUCCCAGAAUUCAUCAACAAGCAUUUUUGAGGCCCGUGGUGUAGCAGAUUGAAUUUUUAAACCUUUCAAUUACAGCUUAUGUUUACUAAGCUUUUUUGGCUUGAAUGUACCGUUUGAUCCUCGUCUUUGUUCAGGUGGAAAUAGGAAUGAUUAAUUGUAAGUGUGAAAUCUCUCCCAGAAGACAAAUGACUUCAGUAGGUCAAAACUUUGGCCUUUGGUUUUAUUCAUAAAGGGGUUAAUUAUUUGCUACAAAGAAGCACUGGCUCAUUAUUUUCAUCUUAGGUUUGGAAAUAUGUUACUCCUAUAGGCCACAGGAGGAGAGCUUUCCUUUCUGUCCUUCUCCCUUUGCUUUUGUGACCACGUUUCCUGUACCAGUCACUUGGUUCUGAAAGAAGCAAGUUUCUCAGUUGUUUUAUUAGAGUUUUGCUUGUCUAUUUAGCAUUCCUUUGGGUCUCAUGAUUUAUGGAACAAUAAAUGUCAAUUUAAUGCUGUGUGCUAUUUUAAAUUCAUCAGGUUUUAGAAGUGGGGUAAAAUACAAGCUCAUCAAACUUGAAAUUAUACUGAGUGGCAUUGACCGUUAGUCUGUCCCAGUAAAACAGGUUAAAUAAAUUAUGGCACCAGCAAAUUUGCUACUUUGUUUUUUUAAUAGUAGGAUGUACACAUUUCAGUACAAUAAAUGUUUUCCGAUUGUUUUGCAAA
Sciurus carolinensis (gray squirrel) is the source of this 4014-nucleotide messenger RNA. It is a transcript of the gene Ubp1, whose product is annotated as upstream binding protein 1. Gene Ontology annotation, biological process: regulation of transcription by RNA polymerase II. Gene Ontology annotation, molecular function: RNA polymerase II cis-regulatory region sequence-specific DNA binding; DNA-binding transcription activator activity, RNA polymerase II-specific. Gene Ontology annotation, cellular component: nucleus. The record is from RefSeq and is a predicted model, not a curated record. Lineage: Eukaryota; Metazoa; Chordata; Mammalia; Rodentia; Sciuridae.